UUAAUUAAAGAACAUGAAAUCGAACCAGUUACUUAUACUCCAAAAGAAACAAUAUCAACGACGGUUUAUAUGCUUUAUAGCUCUGGAACUACUGGAAAACAGAAAGGUGUUGAAAUCACACAUAGGAAUUUGGUUGCUAGUUUAGUGCAAUUUAGAGAAUUUGAAAAGGAUAUCAGCUCACACAGCAUUCUCAUGGGAGUAAUGCCAUUCUCCCAUGUAUACGCAUUAAUAUGUGUUGUCCAUAUAGCUCUUAUUCGUGGUGCCACCACUGUUAUUUUGCCUAACUUCGAUGUAAAGACGUUUUGCAGUUGCAUCCAAAAGUACAAACUUAAUUACAUUCACGCCACACCACCGAUUAUACUUACACUUGUGAAAGAUCCGAUUGCAAAAACAUAUGACCUAUCAAGUGUUAAGGUUAUCGUGUCCGCAGCAGCUCCGUUAGGAAAUGAACUUGAACGUGUAUUUUUUAAUAUCUUUAAUAUACCGAUUAAACAAGCUUAUGGUAAAAAUAAUAAUAAUAAACAGGUCGAUUACCGCCUUACCGAGAUAACAAUUUCACAUUAUUCUGACUCGAAUAAUAUGGUCUCAGGUUCCUGUGGAUUGCUCAUGCCAAAUAUGAGCGCAAAAAUAUUAUCUAAUGAUGGUCAUGAGUUAGGACCUAAUAAUCCUGGCGAACUAUGCAUUCGUGGGCCAACUGCCAUGAAGGGUUAUCUCAAGAAUAAAGAUGCUACAGAUGCCAUCUUUGACAAAGAUGGCUUUCUUCACACGGGGGACAUCGCAUAUGUUGACAACCAAGGAAAUUACUUUAUAGUUGAUAGAAAGAAAGAAUUGAUCAAACAUAAUGGAAUUCAUGUUGCCCCAGCUGAACUAGAAGAAAUUUUACUUACACAUCCUAAAAUACUUGAUGCAGCAGUAAUAGGCUAUUAUUCUGAACAAUGUCAAAAUGAGUUUCCCGUGGCAUAUAUUGUAACUAAGUUAGAAAAAAAUCAAUCUCUCAAAAAUGAAAUUUUAAAUUAUGUGAAUA
Messenger RNA from Cetraspora pellucida, 1024 nucleotides. The record is from the annotation of a GenBank genome assembly. Lineage: Eukaryota; Fungi; Glomeromycota; Glomeromycetes; Diversisporales; Gigasporaceae.